AGCCUAUAUGACAGGUCUAUAGGUCAGCUCUGGACCUACACAAGGAUUUAACUAAACAGAAUCAGAUGAACCAACACUAGUCAGUAAUACCAGCACUCUAAACCUAUAGCUGCCGAUUGCUUCUGAUACUUAGACAGUCUAUAGGUCCUGACCAGAGGACUGAAGGACCUCAGUAUUCCUUUUCUGUAGUGUUUGACCUGUAUAAGCCAGUAGGUGUGAGGACCCUGUAUUUACAGCCAGUCUGAUGGAGAACGAUGCCUAUGACAGGAUCGGGGACGAACCCCCCAUCUAUGAGGAGACGUCUUUCUCCGGUGGUACCACCUCUAACGGUAACGGCUAUGGUAACGGAGAGCACCGGGCCGCCCGUCCGUCCGUGGUCAGUGCGUUUGGUCAUGACACGCUGGACCGCGUGCCCAACAUCGACUUCUACCGUAACGCUGGGAGCGUGAGCGGUCACCGUGCGGUCCGACCGUCUCUGCAGGAGCUCCACGAUGUCUUCCAGAAGGUCAGUGUGUGUGUCGGAGUCCUCCUCACCUGCACCCACACCUGUACUCACACCUCUACAACACCUGCAUCCGAUUUAGACCUGUCUCUGUACAUCUGUAUAUCUCGUACAUCUCUUUUCCUUCCCUGCACACACAUCACACAACUGUCUCCACCAAGUCAGCAGCAUUUUAAUUGGAAUCAACUCUCCUUUAAUCUAGACAAUUCAGAAAGAUCAUUGAAAUUCUAAUUCAAUAAAUGGAAACGCAUUCAUUGCCAUUCAUUUUUUAUGUAGAACAUGUUUUGACAUCAACAUUGGCCUGUCUGUCUCUCAAUUCAAUUCAAUUCAAAGGGGCUUUAUUGGAAAGGGAAAAAAUUUUACAUUGCCAAAACAAGUUAAAUAAAUAAUAAACAGAAGUAAGAAGAAACAAAAAACAACAUCAACAAAAAAACAAUAAAAGAUGUCCAGUAAACAUUGCACAGAUAAAGGUUUGAAAAGGAUAAAGACGUUUCAAAUGGUAUAUUAUCAGCUAUGUACAGUGUUUUUAACAAUGUGCAAAUAGUUGUAGUACGAAUAGUAGGGGAAGAUAAGUAAACAGAUCAAUAUUGGUUGUAUUUACAAUGUUGUUUUCAUGGCUUUGUUUUUCUCUGUUGAUCUGUUUAUCUCACUCCCUCUUUCUCUUUCUCUCUCUGACUGUGUGACACAGAUUAAUAUCAUGUCACAACAGUGAUUGGGAAACAGUCAUGUCUGAUCUAAAGAAGGGAAAGUCAGUUCCCACUGGGCACAAACUGGUUGAAUCAAUGUUGUUUCAACUUAAUUUCUCAACGCAUUGUGAUGUGGAAUCUAUGUGGAAAAUACAUUGGAUUUGAAAAAAGUCAUCAACCGCUGUUUUGAGGGUAACAUUUCAACCACAGGAUUAUGUGUCAUCAUGGAAACCAAAUUUCCACAUUGACAAACCUUGUAUAAAAUAUGUUGAAUUUGUACCUUUAAAACAAGGUCAGAUCUUCAACAUUAUAUCCACUAUCAGUAGAAGAAGAAAAAAACUAUAGGCUGGGCAGCACCUCCUACUGGAGAACUGAUUCAUCUACAGCUACCCUUUGGUCUCACAUCCAGGGUUUUACCAAGCCCUGCUUAGCUAUGAUAUUUGUCACUGACUAUUACCAAUGUGAUUACGUGAGAAUGAUUGUUGAGCGAUCUCCACUUAAAAACUAAAUAGAUUUACUGUUGCUAUCGAAGUCAUUCCAACGGGUAGGUUUAACAGAGCAAAUAAUCAUAUGUCAUCAAUGAUGCUAUUUAGGACUACAGUAUAUAGCAUUUGCAAAGUCAUCAAUAGCUAUUGUUUCAAUUCAACCCAGGAUUUAACAAAAAAUAGACAAUAUGGUUUCAAGCUCUGGAUGAUUUCAAAUGUAAUUAUAUUUAGUGAUUCUGAAUUGUGUUUGGUUGUCAACGCAACCAAAUAUCAACAUUUUAAGGAAAUGUAUCUUCUGCUUGGAUAGUUCCAUCUGUGCCACUGAUUUAGUAUGGGUUUAAUUCCAGUUUGUUUUCAAAUUAAUAAUUGUUGGAUAAAUAAAUGUCUCCAUCUCAAUCAAAAAUCUACGUUAAACAAUAGGACUAAAUCAAAUUCAACUUUAUUUAAAGUGCAUUUAAAGUUUCAUUUGACUUUAAAUCAGUGGCACAGAUGGAUGAAUCCAAGCAGAAGAUAAAUCUCCUUCAAAUGUUGAUAUUUGGUUGCGUUGACAACCAAACACAAUUCAGAAUCACUUUUGAAAUACAAUAAAUAGCCUAUUAACUUGACGACAAGUUUACAAAUGAUAUGUUUGAUCCACGUCUCCAACUCAACCAAAAAUAAAAGUUAAAGAAUGGAAUUAAGUCAGUUGCUCAGAUGGAACUAUCCAAGCAGUAAAUACAUCUCCUUUAAAUAUUAAUAUUUGGUAGCCUUGUCAACCAAACACAAUUCAAUAUUACUUUUGUAAUAUAGUAAAUAGCCUAAAGUUAAGGCUUUCUUCCAAACUAAUGGAACAUUCACCCUUAAAAUGAGCAACACAUCCAUGGUCCCAGUUUGAGGUUACUGUAACUAUACAUGUCUUCUUUGAUCAUCAUAUAAACCGUGCAUGUUCAAGAUAGCAUGCAUAGGUCAUUGACUACUCCUGAGUGGCGCAGUGGUCUAAGGCACUGCAUCGCAGUGCUAACUGUGCCACUAGAGAUCCUGGUUUGAAUCCAGGCUCUGUCGCAGCCGGCCGCGACCGGGAGACUCAUGGGCGGCGCACAAUUGGCCCAGCGUCGUCCAGGGUAGGGGAGGGAAUGGCUGGCAGGGAUGUAGCUCAGUUGAUAGAGCAUGGUGUUUGCAACGCCAGGGUUGUGGGUUCGAUUCCCACGGGGGGCCAAUAUAAAAAAAUAUAUAUAUAUAUGUAUUCACUAACUGUAAGUCGCUCUGGAUAAGAGCGUCUGCUAAAUGACUAAAAUGUAAAUGUAAUUGCAGGUCUGUGGAGAUCUUCAGAAUUGCGGUAAUAAUCUGCCCAGAAUCUCGAACGGCAUUGAUCAUUGCACCAUGUACUUUUAAUGUAAAACUCAAGUGCAAUCCAGGUAAUUUGGUUCUGCUAUUAGAUGAAGGACAGUGAUAAGUAACACAUUAAUCUGUUGUAUAAAUAAACAAAAUAUCUGACAUUGUAUUCCCAUUUGAACUUUUGCUGUGCCUUUAAAUGGUUGAAAGCACAGUGAUAUACAUUUGGGUGACAACUAAACCAAAAAUCAGACAUUGUUUUUUCAUUGGAAUAUGGUUGUACAUUUAGAUGGUUGAAAGCAUAGUGAUAACACAUUGGAAAUUCAACUAACUUUUGGCUCUCUUUUUGAGUGGGUGAAUAUAGGUUGUAAUCUCAUUGAUCAACGUCUCAACCAAAUAUUACCCAAUUAUCCACGUUGAAAUGACGUGGUGUGUCAAGUGGGUUGGCCUUGAAUGGGUCAACUCAUUCCAUUUAUAGUCCUCCUGUGUACCGAAAGAGAACAACAUGAACUCUCUGGAGAGAAGAAAAUGUUUUAUAGUCUCAGAUAGGAAGAUAAGACAAUGAGAAAAGAGAGAGGAGAGAGAGAUAAAUUGAGUUUAUAGUCCUUUAAUCAUUCAUCUAACUAGAAACAUUCCUGCCACUUUCAUUAACCGCAGUUCAACCAUAUUUCACACCCUAUAAACCUCCUACCAACACCGGCACUGAACAGUCGUCAAAGACAGAGAUAAGAAUAGAUCUACACAAUGGUUGACAUACUGACAGGCUAAAGUGUUUUAUUGAUUUUUUACACCUUUGGGUGACAGACAGUCUGUUAUACCUGUCUGACAGCCACGCCACGCCCUACACCAGACAGAGAUCGGAGCAUCUCAUUUCAGAGUUUGGUACUCAUACGUCCUUUAAACACUUAAUAUUUGUCUUACAAAAAGUUUAAAUUGGGUCUGUCCUGUUCUCUCUCUCUCUCUCUCUCUCUCUCUCUCUCUCUCUCUCUCUCUCUCUCUCUCUCUCUCUCUCUCUGAGUGCAGUCUUCAAGGACAAGCACACAGCAUAAUAAUGUAUUCAUCUUCAUCAGAAUCAAACUGCACGACUCUCUCUCUCUCUCUCUCUCUCUCUCUCUCUCUCUCUCUCACACUCAUGAACAAGAACAACGCGUCUCUUGUUUGAUUGAUUUAGAAAGAGAACAUUUCAACAGUGUUCUGACCUCAUAGACUUACCUAUCCAACAGGAGGCCCAGAAUUCUAACAUAAAGUUACUGCACUGCCAACUCUCUCUGAUUCCCUAAAGACAAAACUAAUCUAAACUUCCUCUGAAGUUGAAUAAGAUGACCUACGGCCAUUUCAACACAUUCCUUCUUCCUCUACCAGCCUUAUUCUUUCUCUACCUCUCUUCCUCUAGGUAGAUUGGAGUGAUAUUUACCCCUGACAAGUAUUUUCCUCUCCUCUUUCUCUCUCUAGAAAGGAAGGAUCUCGGUGACGAACACGAUGGAGGACGGCGAGGGGAGCGACGGGACGCCGUCGGACGACGUGGAGUCUGUCAUUCCUCUGGACAACAAAGGAGGAGCCGUGAGGUUCGGCUGGAUAAAGGGAGUCCUGGUUAGUAGAGAUCAGUUACAUUGGGCAGGGUUAGGAGGGUCCUGGGGAAUAGAGAUGCAUUGUAUUGGGGCAGGGUUAGGAGGGUCCUGGGGAAUAGAGAUGGGUUAUAAUGGGGCAGGGUUAGGAGGGUCCUGGGGAGUGGAGCUAGGUUAUGGGCAGGGUUAGGAGGGUCCUGGGGAGUAGAGACAGGUUAUAUUGGGGCAGGGUUAGGGGGGUCCUGGGGAGUAGAGAUGGGUUAUAUUGGGGCAGGGUUAGGGGGGUCCUGCAGAGUAGAGACUGGUUAUAUUGGGGCAGGGUUAGGAGGGUCCUGGGGAGUAGAGACUGGUUAUAUUGGGGCAGGGUUAGGAGGGUCCUGGGGAGUACAGAUGGGUUAUAUUGGGGCAGGGUUAGGAGGGUUCUGGGGAGUACAGAUGGGUUAUAUUGGGGCAGGGCUUGGAGGGUCCUGGGGAGUAGAGAUGGAUUAUAUUGGGGCAGGGCUAGGAGGGUCCUGGGGAGUAGAGAUGGAUUAUAUUGGGGCAGGGUUAGGGGGGUCCUGCAGAGUAGAGACUGGUUAUAUUGGGGCAGGGUUAGGAGGGUCCUGGGGAGUAGAGAUGGGUUAUAUUGGGGCAGGGCUAGGAGAGUCCUGGGGAGUAGAGAUGGGUUAUAUUGGGGCAGGGCCUGGAGGGUCCUGGGGAGUAGAGAUGGGUUAUAUUGGGGCAGGGCUAGGAGGGUCCUGGGGAGUACAGAUGGGUUAUAUUGGGGCAGGGUUAGGAGGGUUCUGGGGAGUACAGAUGGGUUAUAUUGGGGCAGGGUUAGGAGGGUUCUGGGGAGUACAGAUGGGUUAUAUUGGGGCAGGGCUAGGAGGGUCCUGGGGAGUACAGAUGGGUUAUAUUGGGGCAGGGUUAGGAGGGUUCUGGGGAGUAGGGCCGGGUUAUAAUGUAUGGUUAUAGGGGUUAUGUUGAGGGUGGAUGGGUCACUGUAAGUGUGAGUGAGGAUUGGUUAUAGAGCUGGUUAAAGGGGGAGUGGGGUUGGGUUAUGGGAUCAUGCUAUGUGUGGUUGGAGUUGUCUGGAUUCAGGUUGUGGGGCUGGCUAAAUGGGAUAUAAAUGGGAUCCUGGUGAGGGCAGUUGGUUAUGGGGACUGGCCUGUCCUAAUGGGAUCCUGGUGAGGGCAGUUGGUUAUGGGGACUGGCCUGUCCUAAUGGGAUCCUGGUGAGGGCAGUUGGUUAUGGGAACUGGCCUGUCCUAAUGGGAUCCUGGUGAGGGCAGUUGGUUAUGGGGACUGGCCUGUCCUAAUGGGAUCCUGGUGAGGGCAGUUGGUUAUGGGGACUGUCCUAAUGGGAUCCUGGUGAGUAGGAAUGGAGUCUUAGAGAGUGUGGCUGGAUAUCGAGCAGGGUGAAUGGGGAGUCCUGGUCUGUGUGGUCAGGUUAUGGGAACCUCUUCUACUGUAUAUCACAACCCAGGAUCAAUUAGUUAACCUGCAUACCUCAGUGAUACCCUGACAGGUCACAUGAUCUGUCUGGAAAGACAGCCUCAGACACAGACACAGCGACAAAGAGAUUCAGAUUGUCAUUGUGUCAUAACCCAGUCUCUAUCUAACCUAACUAUGAUAUGUCUGGAAGCAAAGAGACAAGGACAAAGAGAUUCAGAUAGUGUAUUUUGUGACAACUGGAUUGUAAUCCUGCCCUGUGUGUAAUUCAGACCUAACCCCAGUCUCUACCUAACCUAACCUCCGUUCUCACCUCCUAUCUCUCUCCUCUCCUCUCUCUCUCCUCCUCUCUCUCAACUCUCUCCUCCUGUCUCUCUCCUCUCUCUCUCCUCCUGUCUCUCUCCUCCUCUCUCUCCUCCUGUCUCUCUCCUCCUGUCUCUCUCCUCCUGUCUCUCUCCUCCUGUCUCUCAUCCUGUCUCUCUCCUCCUCUCUCUCCUCCUCUCUCUCUCUCCUCCUCUCUCUCUCCUCCUCUCUCUCUCUCUCCUCUUUCCUCCUCUCUGUCCUCUUGUCUUUCCACCUCUCCAGGUGAGAUGUAUGUUGAACAUCUGGGGUGUGAUGCUGUUCAUCCGUCUGUCCUGGGUGUUUGGACAGGCCGGCUGGGGUAAGUACAACACAGAGUAAUAAAAUAAGUACACCACGUACACUCUAAGAAAAGAAGAGUGCUAUGAAGCACCAUUUGUCCCUGUAGGACAACCCCCUGAAAAUAGGCUCCCUUUUCAGGUCAGAUGGAACCCUUUUGGUUUCCAAAUAGAACCAGGUUCCAAAAAAUGACCUGGGUUCCAAAUAGAACCUAUUAAAGGGUGGCAUUUGGAACCAGAAAUAGCUCUACCUGAUCUUAAAUGGGGAAACAAUUCAGAGGGUUCCCCAAUACUCCCCUACAGCAGUGGUAGUCAAAGGCGGGGUCGCGAUGGGGUAACUGCAGUGGGGUCGCAAAAAUGUAAACAAAAUAAAAGAUACAAAGAUGAAGAGUACAGAUUAUUACUGUAUAUGGGACAAUAUACAAACGUUUUAUUUUUAUUGAGAAAAUGUAUUUAUUGGUUUCUUUUCAUUUUGAUAAGAGAUGAAAAUGCAAUGAAUUGAAGAUUUUAAGGUUGUGUCUUUAGAUGUGGGGUGGGGUCGCAAUAAAUUAUUGGGGGAAAAAUGGGGUCCCCAGAAAUUCUGGUGGAAACAAUUGGGUCCCCGCUGAAAAAGUUUGAAUACCACUGCCCUACAGGGACAUUCUUUGUUGGACUCUUUGUUUCUGAGAGUGUAGACAUGCAAAAAUAUGUACACCAUAAAAAGAGGGCCAGUCAACCAGUCAGCGCUCCCAGUGUCCUUCACUCUGAGGUCAAAGCAAAGGAAGUAGUUUGAAUGUACCAGGUGUGUGUAUGUGUGUGUGUGUGUGUUUGUGUGUUUGUGUGUAUGUGUAUGUGCGUCCAUCUGUGUGUGUGUGCGUGUCUGUUUGUGUGUAUCAGGGUCGAGGCCCUCUUUAUGGAGCAUAACUAAUGUCUUUCAGAUAGCGGGCUGCAGUGCAGAUAGAGACCAUGACAGAUAUCAGAGUAAACAGCCUGCUGGGACUUACAGCCUGCAGGCCUAUAGCACCAUUAGUCCUGAGAAUAGACCAUUUGAGACGCAUCGAAGGCUUCACUGUGUUUCUCAAGGUGUUAGAGGUGACUGGAGGGGACAGGAGGUGUGGUCAGGUGUUAGAAAGAGGAGGUGGUGGAUUAUUUCAGAACCAGCACAGUGUGACUAAAACAUAACACUCUACACUCCAUUACACUCAGGUUCUUAAAGUCCUACUCCAGUUUCCGACUUAGCUCAUUUAUCACCUGAUUUACUUAACAAAAGGCACAUCUCAAUAGGUGGUCCAGGUAUCCUCAUGACAUGGCACAAGUGGGGGUUGGCCUUUCCUCCUCUGUUCUCUAAUGCUCCUGUAUUGUUCCUCCAGCAAGGGAGGAGGCCGAUGGCAUCACAAAUCCCCAUCAGACCAACUCCUUGAAUGCCCUACUCCUUGAAAUUUGCAGUUGUGUCUAAAAAACACUAUUUUGCUCAAAACAUAUAUUUUCACCCUUUAGUAUGUGUACUUUACUGUAUUUAUAUCACUUUUCAACAGUCAAAUUUCCAAAAUUGCUGGAGGACCUUCUUUAAGAAGAAAAUAAAGACAUUUCAGUGUGAAAUUCAAACUUUGCAAAACAUUGUAGGCUAUCACAUGUAGACAGAAUGUAACUGGCCAGAGCAGGAGUGAGUUGGAUGAACUGGUAUUGUGUGUUUUAGGUCUGGGCAUUGUGGUCAUUGCUCUGAGCUGUGUGGUGACCACCGUCACAGGUCUCUCUAUGUCUGCUAUCUGCACCAAUGGAGUGGUACGAGGAGGUGAGUCAACCAACGCAUCAUCAACAUGAGACAAUGUUAGAAAGAACAUGGAGAGCUCUGAGGUUACAGGAGGAUGCACGAUCAUUACUGUAAAAUAUCAUUUGUUCUCAAUGACUUCACUAGGUUACAGGCCACACCCACAGAUGUCAACUUCUAACACAGACAGUGUUUUAUGAAACACUCUGACCUGACAUGAAAUCAUGAAAUCAAUAGAUUACUAAUGUGAUCAUGAAUUAUCUACUGUGACAUCAUUCCUUUUCUAAGGAGGACCAGGCAAUGGUCAAAAUGUUAUUAGCCCCGCUCCCUUCCUGCUCUGUGUGUCUACUGUAUGUACAGGUAUAGGAAUGAACAAUGACUGAUUGAUUGACUGACUGACUGAUUGAUUGAUUGACUGAUUGAUUGACUGAUUAAUUGACUGAUUGAUUGACUGACUGAUUGACUGACUGAUUGACUGACUGAUUGAUUGGUUUCCAGGAGGGGCAUACUACCUGAUAUCCCGUAGUCUGGGACCAGAAUUUGGCGGUUCCAUCGGUCUCAUCUUCGCCUUCGCUAACGCUGUUGCUGUGGCGAUGUACGUGGUGGGCUUCGCAGAGACUGUGGUGGACCUACUCAAGGUAAUUAACAUCUGUGUGUGUGUUUGUGUGUUUGUGUGUGUGUGUGUGUCAGAUCACUGACUGUGGUCCCUCUCUCCCUCUCCCCCCUCUCUCUCUACCUCUCCCUGUGCAUCUCUCUCUCCCCCUCUCUCCUUCCCUCUCCUCUACAGGAGAACGAUGCCAUCAUGAUAGAUGAGCUGAAUGACAUCAGGAUCAUCGGCUGUAUCUCGGUGGUACUGCUACUGGGGAUCUCAGUGGCCGGGAUGGAGUGGGAGGCCAAGGUGAGAUACUACACUACGCUAUGCUACACUACAUUAUACUACAUUAUACUACGCUACACUACAUUAUACUACUCUACGCUACAUUACAUUAUACUACACUAGACUACACUUCACUACAUUACAUUACACUACACUACAUUCUACUACGCUACACUACAUUAUACUACACUACACUACGCUACAUUAUAAUACACUACGUUACGUUACAUUACAAUACACUACACUACAUUACACUACAUUAUAAUACGGUACACUACCCUAACUUAUAAUACACUACGCUACAUUAUAAUACACUACGCUACGCUACAUUAUACUAUGCUACACUACAUUAUACUCCGCUACACUACGCUACAUUAUAAUACACUAUGUUACAUUAUAAUACACUACACUACAUUAUAAUGCACUACGCUACGCUACAUUAUACUAUGCUACACUACAUUAUACUCCGCUACACUACGCUACAUUAUAAUACACUAUGUUACAUUAUAAUACACUACACUACAUUAUACUACGAUACAUUAUACUACGCUACGCUACACUACAUUAUACUAUGCUACAUUAUAAUACACUACUCUACAUUAUAAUACACUACGCUACACUACGCUACACUACAUUCUACUACGCUACACUACAUUCUACUACGCUACAUUAUAAUACACUAUGUUACAUUAUAAUAAACUACACUACGCUACAUUAUACUACGCUACACUACGCUACCUUAUAAUACACUACGCUCCAUUAUAAUACACUACGCUACAUUAUAAUACACUACGCUACACUACAUUAUACUAUGCUACACUACAUUAUACUCCGCUACACUACGCUACAUUAUAAUACACUACACUACACUACACUACAUUAUACUACGCUACAUUAUACUACGCUACACUACAUUAUACUAUGCUACAUUAUAAUACACUACGCUACGCUACACUACAUUAUACUACACUAGACUACACUACAUUAUACUACACUACACUACGCUACAUUAUAAUACACUACGCUACAUUAUAAUACACUACAAUACACUACAUUAUAUAAUACACUACACUACAUUAUACUACGCUACACUACAUUAUACUACGAUAAAUUAUUUAAUACACUACAUUAUACUAAGCUACAUUAUAAUACACUACGCUACACUACAUUAUACUACAUUAUAUAAUACACUACACUACACAUACACACUACAUUAUGCUACUCAACACUACGCUACGCUAUACUACGCCACAUUAUAUAAUACACUACACAUACACACUACAUUAUGCUACUCAACACUACGCUACACUGUACAACUAGAGACAGAUCCACACAUGGUUCAAAUCCCCAUGUUUCCAACAGAAAAUUCAUCAACUGAUAUCAACUUGACAUCUUUCAAUUCCAUGUCUGAUAUUGACUGUAGCUGAGAUGUGUAUGAGUUCAGUCCGUAUCACAGUCAGUUUCUCCUCUUCAGCUCUUGGAGAGGAAUGGUGUGACCUUGUAACUGUCCUCUAGUUUCAUAGGGAAGCUUUGUAACCCAGCCUAACCUGUUGAUGUCCUGUCUCUUCAGGCCCAGGUCGGUUUGCUGAUCAUCCUCCUGAUAGCCAUCGCCAACGUCUUCGUAGGAACCGUCAUCCCAGCCUCCACCGACAAGAAGUCCAAAGGAUUCUUUAACUAUGACGGUGAGGCAACAACAGAGGUUUCCUUCACAUAGAUGGAGGAAUUAAUCAAAUACAUAACCUUUAUAAUGCUCACAUUACAUUUAUAAUCAAGCUAUAUUAGUUUCAUGAGUAGAGCCCUGAGUGUGUCCUGCUCAGGUCACAUGGUCAGGAGGAGCUAAUGUACUUUUCUAUACUCUGUCAAAUGACACACACAGACAGAAUCACCAGUUUGACACAUAGUCACCAUUCUCACUCACAUCUAUUCUCUUCUCUCUCUCCCGCACAGUCAAAGUAUUUAUGGAGAACUUACCGCCGGACUUCCGAAACGAAGAGACGUUCUUCUCUGUGUUCGCCAUCUUCUUCCCUGCUGCCACGGGUAUCCUGGCUGGUGCUAACAUCUCUGGAGACCUGAAGGUCUAUUUCACAAAUGACCCCCUAUUUUCCUCUGUCUGACCACACAGAUCUCAGUUCACUGUUAACAUCCGACUCCAGAGUGAUGUGUUCUUGUAGUCAUGUUUCUGAACUUUGUAUUAUAUGACAUUUCAGAUUUAGAUAUGAUCAUUUUCACAAAGCAGUUUUGAUGUAGUGAACUGCUUUUUCAAAGUAGCUUUAUUUCUCUUUAGGGUAGCUUUAUAAACUACUGUAUAUUUCUCUUUAGGGUAGCUUUAUAAACUACUGUAUAUUUCUCUUUAGGGUAGCUUUACUGUAGCUCAACUUCUUCCUGUGUGAAGUAAUUGGUAGCUUGGUAAACUAAAUUAUAUUUUCAGAGUAGCAUUCCCAACACUGGAGAGGAAAGAGAGCGUGAAGGGGAGCGAGAGAGAGGUGGAUGGCGAAAGAGAGAGAGAGAGAGAGAGAGAGAGAGAGAGAGAGAGGUGGAUGGCGAAAGAGAGAGAGAGAGAGAGAGAGAGAGAGAGAGAGAGAGAGAGAGAGAGAGAGAGAGAGACUUUUGUUUACUAUCUUCUUCACUUGCUUUGGCAAUGUUAACACACGUUUCCCAUGCCAAUAAAGCCCUUAAAUUGAAUUGAAUUGAAAUUGAGAGAAAGAGAGAGAGAGAGAGAGGUGGAUUGCGAAAAAGAGAGAAAUAAAUAAAUACUUUACUACUCCUUAUUGUCUGUGAACAGACACCUUCACUUUAAACAGCAAAGAAUAAUGAUCCCAUAGACCCAAACCACGUUAUAUCCGUACAGCUGUUUCCUCCAGCUAUCACUUCUGCUGUUGUUAAUGAUGGUGUUAUCUCUGGUUCUUCUGCAGGAUCCCCAGGCUGCUCUCCCUAAAGGAACCCUGCUGGCCAUCCUCAUCACUGGAGUCACAUACCUGGGAGUCGCCCUCUGUGUCUGUAAGGACUGCACUCACACACACACACACACACACACACACACACACACACACACACACACAAACACACACGACCCUCCCUAAGUGUUGUGUCUGUUCUGUUUUCUAAUUGGUCAGCUGCAACGGUGGUGCGUGAUGCAACAGGAAACAUCAACAACACCAUUGCCGCAGGGAUGGACAUGCUAUGUAACGGUACCAACGCCGCCGCCUGUGAGCAGGGAUGGGACUUCUCCUCCUGUGAUGUCAACGGCUGCAAGUUUGGCUCCAUGAACAACUUCCAGGUACAACAACAACAACAACAAUGUAACAACAAUCCAACAACACAGUUACACAUUCAGUUCAACAACACAAAAAUGCAACACUCAUUACAACGCACAACAAAAUAACCACACAGCAACAAUACACACACACAGUACGGUGAAACUAAACAGACCCCUGUGUCUCCUCCUCCCCCAGGUGAUGACCAUGGUGUCAGGGUUCGGUCCUCUCAUCACAGCAGGAACCUUCUCUGCCACCCUCUCCUCCGCCCUCGCCUCCCUCGUCAGCGCACCCAAAGUCUUCCAGGUCAGUCACACUACUACUGUCUGUCACCUGUCUGGUCACUUGGUCCUCAUUCAUCAGCUCUGAGGGUUCCAGGUACUAUUACGAGGUCUAUGAUGAGUGAAAUAGAGCCCCACCUUGUAAUCCGUGAUUCUCUUUUUCAUGUUUCUUCUAGCCAGGUGACAACAAUUGUCAAACUAUGUUACAAUCAGGUAACUCCCAUUCCUCCCUCCUCCCCUCUUCCUCAUCCUCCUCCUCUUCAUCCACCCUUCUCUUCCUGCUCCUCCUCCCCUUCUCAUUCCCUCCCUCCCCUCUUCCUCUUCCUCCUCUCAGGCUCUGUGUAAAGACAACAUCUACGCGGCAUUGAAGUUCUUCGCCAAGGGACACGGCAAGAACAACGAGCCAAUCAGAGGCUACGUUCUCACCUUCAUCAUCGCUGUCGCCUUCAUAAUCAUCGGUGAGUAAAGUCACUACACACACUGGACACGCAAGACAUUUAAGAUAAACCACAGUCGCCACUGAGUUUAAUAUUGGAAAUGUCACAAACAAACAACAUCUCUGUUGUGUGUCUCUCUCUCCCUGUGUGUAGGCGAUCUGAAUGUCAUCGCUCCCAUCAUCUCAAACUUCUUUCUGGCAUCGUACGCCCUCAUUAACUUCUCCUGCUUCCACGCUUCAUAUGCUAAGUCCCCAGGUACACUCAGUCACUCAGUCACUCAGUCACUCAGUCACUCAGUCACUCACUCACUAAUUCCCUCACUCAUUCCCUCACUCACUCAUUCCCUCACUCACUCAUUCCCUCCCUCCCUCCCUCCCUCCCUCACUGUUGUCUCCUGUGAUAUCUCCCCUGUGUAGGCUGGAGGCCAGCAUACAGGUACUACAACAUGUGGCUGUCUCUGUUUGGAGCGGUGCUCUGCUGUGGUGUGAUGUUUGUCAUCAACUGGUGGGCUGCUCUCCUCACCUACGCAAUCGAGAUCUUCCUCUAUAUCUACGUCACCGUCAAGAAGCCAAGUGAGACACAGACAUUGAUUUGCAUCAAGCUGACAUUAGAAUACAUAUAGUAUGAACCAGUGUCCAUUAUGACAUGGGAUGGAGGCCUACAUACUGGAGAAGAAAAGCAGGGUGAUUUGAGAAUACCGGUGCUGGGCUAAAGUAAUACUGUGAUAAAGGAAUGAGUACAUAGGGAUGACAUAAGAUGUACAUAGCUCCUACAUAUGACAUACAUAGCAUCUCUAAGUGCAGUGUUAACAUCAGUGUGUUCUGUUGUCCUCAGACGUGAACUGGGGCUCGUCCACUCAGGCCGUGACGUUUGUCAGCGCGGUCAACAAUGCUCUGUCACUGACCGGAGUAGAGGACCACAUUAAGAACUUCAGGUGAGAGCCAACAGAGGCCACUAGUAUUUCACCUCUUACUAUAUUGAUGGAUGGCAUUGUUUACCGCGCUGACUAACUCUGUGUGAGGUUAGAGGUGAAAUUAAAAGAAGGGGACAGAGACAAUACUGUGAACACAAAACCAUAUUCUUAAACUGCUCUGCAUUCUAACGUGAAAGUGUAGAAUGUUAAGAAGACUAAUCAUAAUGGGAUUUAGCUAACUAACUGACUGCUAUCCCCCUUCCUCAGACCUCAGUGUAUAGUGCUGACAGGAGCACCUAAGAACAGACCAGCCCUCCUGGACCUGGCUCAUUGCUUCACUAAGAACUACGGACUCUGUCUCACAUGUGAAGUCUUUGUGGUAAGAGGACAGACAUUUUAUUUCAAAGUCACCAAGUUCUUCAUCCUUCACACACACAUAUGCACAUGCACCCACACACACACAGCACUAUGAUAUAAUAUAAUAUCCCCCUCCUAUCCCUCCCCAGGGCCCCAGAACAGAGACAUUGACAGAUGUGAACGCUGGAAUGGAGAAGAACCAGAUGUGGCUGAAUAAGAAGAAGAGGAAAGCCUUCUACGCUGCCGUGGCCUGUGACUCCUUCAGACAGGGAACUGAGAACCUCCUGCAGGUACAGCUCCACAUCUACUACCUGGACAUAUAAUCACCUCUAAUAGAUACACAUUUCAACGUAGAAUUGUCUCCGAUACACAUAUAUGGGGUACACAUGGGGUACGACUCUGUGGUAGCUAAUGACUACUGCAGGAACCUACACAUGGACUAGUCAUCUGUAAUAGAUAACACCUCCAUUAUGAUAGGAAGGUUUUCUAUUGUGCUUUUAUUAUUGCCUCUUACAUGAGUACAAUAAAUACAUUUAUGGAGAUAUCAGGCCUAAUGGUCAAAACAGUUUUCUAUAUAAUAUCACUAUUCAGCAGUUACCAUGUCAUGGUUCAAAGUGGUUCAAAGUUAAUUAGACUACAGGACAGGUUGGGUUGGUUGUCUAAAAUGUUGGGCUGAAAGUUACUCAAUUUCCACAUUUAUGCCACAACAGGCUAUGCUAGCUGAGAUGAGACUUAGUGCUAAAGCAUAAGAAACAAGAACAGUCUGGCAGCGAAGCGGCGUAGACUAGUCUUGACUAGUUUUACACCGUUUUAAUACAGCUUUCCUCCCUUCAGCCCAGCCAGAACUGGUAUGAUGUAUUAGUUAAUGAGGCAGGGAGAAGACAGAGUUAUGGUCCAGUUAUGGUUGUCUUUAUCACAUGGAACAGAGAUAAGACCGUGCAGCGUGGUCUGGGUGGUCCGGAGGAGCGCUAGCUUUAAAAGAGAAGCCAGAUUAAAGAGAGCUGUAGUCUAUCAGUGAUUAACACAAUGGUGAAUGAGAUCCUGCAGACAAAUACCUCUUCAGAGAUCAGGGAGGUUGAUCAGGCUGUAAAACUAAGCACUUUAUAGUAUUGUUUACUAGGCUAUUCUUAACUUCUGUGUUUUGGAAUGUUACUUUCAUUAUUAAAAGACUGUGAUUGCUGGAAAGUGGAAACACUUAAUUUUUGGGAAGAAGGUUUCACACCUUUCUGAGUAGGAUGCGGUCUUGGGGACAAAUACAUUACAUAUGUAAAAUACUUCCAAAUGUGACCUUGAUUUAAGUUGACCAGCAUGCAGGGUGGGUGGAGUUUGCAGUUUGGAGAUUAUUCCAUUGGUUUUAUUGUACCAGGCAGAAAAGCUAUAAGUAUUUUCCAUGUUUUUGACCCAGGUCUGCUUGAAUGCAAGUGUCUGCUAUAACCUGUUGUCCCUCUCUGUCCUAGGCUUCAGGUCUGGGUCGUCUGAAACCCAACAUUCUGAUGAUGGGCUUCAAGAAGGACUGGAGGACAGCAGACACAGCCGACGUACAGAGCUAUGUAGGAGUACUGCAGUAAGUCACACUCACACACUGAGUGGAACACCUGCUCUUUCCAUGACAUAGACUGACCAGGUGAAUCCAGGUGAAAGCUAUGAUCCCUUAUUGAUGUCACCUGUUAAAUCCACUUCAAUCAGUGUAGAUGAAGGGGAGGAGACAGGUUAAAGAAUUAUUUUUAAGCCUUGAAAGAAUUGAUACAUGGAUUGUGUAUGUGUGCCAUUCAGAGUGUGAAUGGGCAAGACAAAAUAUUUAAGUGCCUUUGAACAGGGUAUGGUAGUAGGUGCCAGGCGCACCGGUUUGUGUCAAGAACUGCAACGCUGCUGGGUUUUUAACGCUCAACAGUUUCCCAUGUGUAUCAAGAAUGGUCCACCACCCAAAGGACAUCCAGCCAACGUGCAAUUCAAUGUUUGGAAAGUGUUCCUAAUGUUUGGUAUACUCAGUGUACACACAAGUGCAGACACACUCACAAAAUAAGCCAAGAUUAGUGCUAACUGAGUGUUAUUAAAGUGUGUGUUCUGUGCCGGGUGUGUGUUUUUAGCGAUGCAUUUGACUUUGAGUACGGAACCGUGGUACUAAGGAUGAACCAGGGACUGGACAUCUCACAUAUCAUAAAGGCUCAAGGUGAGUACACACACACACACACCACUGUAUGAAACAGAAGCAGUCAGGAUACUCAUGGUUUGUUGUGUGGCUGGUUUCAUAUAACAACCCCAAUCAUACAAUGACUAUUGAUAACAUUGACAACAUUGAUAAAGUUGAUAAGGUGAGCUCUUUGGUUCAUAGAUCAGAGGCAGUAGAUGAAGGUUGUAUCUAAUCAGCUCCUAGCAAUAACAUCUACUGAAUAAGCUGUUAUCAACAGAGCCACUGCAGGGCUAUGGGCCCUGGUCAAAGGUAGUGCACUAUAUAGGGAAUAGGGUGCCAUUUGAGACACAACCCACUAAUCUAAUUGUCACUCCUGUUCUGGAGAGAUACAGAGUGUGCAGGCUUUAGUUCCAGCCUAGCACUAACACACCUUAUUCAACCACUCCAGGGCUUGGUGAUUAGUUGAUGGAUGUGUUAGUGCAGGGUUAGAACAAACAUGUGGACUGUGUGGUGGACCCCCAGGAGAGGGUUGGGAAACAGUGGGCUAAUGUGAGGGAGAUGGGUCAUAUUCACUAGGGACAAAACUGGAGAAAAUGGACUGAAACAAUGAGGGACUACCUAAACUUAAUUUAUCUUUUUCCAUUGCAAAACACUUUGCUAUGGCUACGGUGUGCACUAAUGAUUAGUACCCUGUUGUAACGUGUCUCUCUACCGCCCCACAGAGGAGAUGGAGAGAGAGGCCCAGGAGCAGAAGGAUCUGGAGAAAGAAGAGCUGGCUGAGGAGAAUAAGGGGAAAUCCAUCUUCAGGAAGUCACGGAAGUUAUCUACACAAGGCCUCACUUCGAGAGGUACCAGAUCACACACACACGCACACACACACACGCAGUGUUCUAAAAGCCCCAAAAUAGUUUUCUGCCAUCAGACCAAAGAGUUCAUUCAUCUAACAAAUGAAACCAACAUCUAUUUCAGGAAACUGUUUUGUUUUCUGCUCAGAGAGAACCAUCCUGUCACAAUCACAAUACAAUCUAAUCAGCUGUUCUCUUUAAAGGUGUAAUCCAAUAACACACUCACUGUCAUUGGCCUCUGGAACAAAGAGUACAGUUCUUCAGAUGUGGAACAUUUAGACCUACUGUUGUUACAGAAAUCACAACCUGACAGCCUCUCCAUCUCCCUGUCACACUGGGUUCUGUUUCUAACAGACAGACACACACAGACAGACAUAGUGAGAGUGAGAGUGAGAGUGAGAGUGAAAGAGAGAGAGAGCUGAGCGUACCUGGUUGUACAUUACUAUUCCUGUAUUAUUAAACACAUUGUUAAUGUUUUUCUCUUUUAUUUUCUCCCCCCCCCUCCCCCAGCAUCCGUGAAGACCCCGCAGUCUCCCCAAGCAGUGGUGGUGAAUGAAAGGCUGGUGUCCACCAGCACUCAGUUCCAGAGGAAACAGGGCAAAGGAACCAUCGACGUUUGGUGGAUGUUUGAUGACGGAGGUAGGGGACCUUUCUUUAUAGCAAGCAAGUUUAUUUAUAUAGCACAAUUCAUACAUCAAAGCAAUUCAAUGUGCUUUACAAAGAUGUUUAUCAAAAAUAAUGAAAACAUCAUAAUAAUAAAUUAAAAAUGGGAUAAAAACAUAGGAAGUGACACAUUAUAUACCACAGCAUGUCUAUAUCACUCUUCAUUAUAUACCACUCUCUCGCUGUCUGACUUUCUGUCUGUCUGUCUGUCUGUCUCUCUGUCUAACUUUUUGUCUGUCUGUCUCUCUCUCAAUUCAAUGUAUACUCUCUCCCUCCCCCCCCUCCCUCCCCCCCCUCCCUCCCUCCCUCCCUCCCUCCCUCCAUCCCUCCCUCCCACUCACUCUCAGGUCUAACCCUACUGCUGCCCUACAUUCUGACCACCCGUAAGAAGUUCAAGGACUGUAAGAUGAGGAUCUUCAUCGCUGGCCAGCAGGGACGCACCGAGCAGGACAAACACGAGUAUGUAUGAUCAAUUUCAAUCAUUUAUGAAUAGAGGGAGAUCUGUAAAUCAAAUCAAUUUUAUUUGUCACAUACACGUGUUUAGCAGAUGUUAUUGCGGGUGUAGAAAAUGCUUGUGCUUCUAGCUCCGACAGUGCAGUAAUAUCUAACAAGUAAUAUCUAACAAUUUCACAACCUAUACCCAAUACACACAAAUACAGUCUAAUCAUCAACAACCACCAGCCUGGUCCCAGAUCUGUUUGUACUCGUCACUACUCCAUUGCUGCCAUUGUUAUGCCAAACAUUUCAAUUUCAUAAGGAGUUGGCAAGAGAGCAGAAACAGACUGGCUGAACAAGCACAUCUUUGGAAAUAAGACAUGUUAUAUAGCAGUGCAUAUCAGUGGUGAUCAGUGUGUGACUAUGUGUGUCUGUGUUUAUAGGAUGAAGUCUCUGCUGGAGAAGUUCAGGAUCAAAUAUGCAGACAUCCACGUCAUCGAUGACAUCACCCAAAACCCCAACACUAGCAGGUAAUAUAUACACGCACACACACAGAGAGACAACCCUGGGGAGAUGUGAUUGCUCACACACACACACACACACACACACACUGUCGCUCACAUGCUGUGGCGGGAGAGAUUCCAGACAUUCCAUUCUGUAGCCGUGAGCUCACUCCCGGCUGACCAACCACACGUCAGGGAUGUGAUCAGCAGUCAGCCCAAAGCAACACCAGUCAGGAAAAGGAUAAAGGCUCUAUUAUAGUGAGACAGUUAAUGACAAUAUAAAAACAGACGCACAACUUUGUCUCAUUCAGUAUUUACACAAGAAAAUACAACUCACAUGAAUGAAUUUAUCAUGGCUAAUCAUCCCCAGCUUCAAACUGGUCCAUCUCUGGUGACAGAGUAGCCGGUUUAGUUCUGGGUGCCAAGAUUAAUGAUAACAUGCACAAGUAAGACAUAAUAUUCCUGAUAUCUGAAGUCAAAGUAUCAGUGAUUAAUACCUGAUUAAUCCUGCUAACUGCUGUCUGUGUUCGUCCCCCAGCUGGAAGAUGUUUGAGGACAUGAUCGAGCCGUUCCGUCUUCACGAGGGGUCAAAGAGCACCACUCUGGCCGAGGCUCUGAGGAAAGACAACCCCUGGAAGAUCUCUGACGCCGAGCUGGACACCUUCGAGGAAAAGGUGGAGUCUAGAGACAGACCAGUGACUGCUCACCACAGAGACUUGUAGAGACAGACCAGUGACUGCUCACCACAGAGACUUGUAGAGACAGACCACUGCUCAGUGCUCACCACAGAGACUAGUAGAGACAGACCACUGCUCAGUGCUCACCACAGAGACUAGUAGAGACAGACCACUGCUCAGUGCUCACCACAGAGACUAGUAGAGACAGACCACUGUUCAGUGCUCACCACAGAGACUUGUAGAUACAGACCACUGCUCAGUGCUCACCACAGAGACCAGGACCAAUAACUUCUACUGAUUAUCAACCACAUACUGUGCUCAUUGCAGUACAACAUGAAUGAACAUGCUCAAUCAGUGCUUGACUUAGGCAGGAGCUUACCGGAGCUGAGUACCAGCACCUCAAAUGUUCCACUUCUUUAACUUUUUUUCCACUUAUAGAAUAUUAGCUCAAAAGUAUUUUUGGAGCACCUGCACCUAAAUAUAAACAGUACCGGCACCCAAAAUGAGUACCAGAACCUAUUUCAGUCCAAGUCAAGCACUGUGCUCAACUUUAUCUUCUUGUAGUUCAAUUUAAUGUAUUCAUCUGGAUGAUAGAAUCCAACAGUCCCAUGAUGCAGUAGCAACAGAAGUAGACAGCUGUGUUUUCACUGUAGCCUUUAGUCGUUGGUUGUCAUACCAACCAUGUGACCCACCACCACUGUGUCCUCUCCCCUCCAGACCAACCUCCAGGUCAGGCUGAAUGAACUACUGCAGGAGAACUCCCGAGCUGCCAACCUCAUCAUAGUGUAAGUACAGUAUACUGUAGAGUUUUUCCUGGUCAAGUCACCAUGUGUUCAGGAAAAACUCUAGGCCCUAAUUAUAAGAGAUACCAACAAGAGCCUUAUCAUCAUCUAUCAAUCUCUCUGUAAAUUUUUUAUAAAUAUGAUAGUCCAAUGCCGUCAGAGAACUAUGAAGCUAACUGAGGUAUAUAACAAUAAUAAUAAUAAUAAUAAUAAUAAUUUGGUUGGUGCUUAUAUCUGUCCUGUUUCAACUGUGUAUUAGACGCAUGUGUGAAAUGCCUGUUAUUUGUUUUGCAUAUCCCUGAGACACCCACGGCCAUAUAGUGGUGACCCUGCUGCUAACAUCCAGCUGUUUAGACAACUUAGGUUUAAUACUGUAUUUCCCACUUUGCAGGAGUAUGCCUAUCGCCCGUCUAGGCUCAGUCUCUGACCACCUCUACAUGGCCUGGUUGGACAUCCUCACCAAGAACCUCCCUCCCACCAUAUUGAUCAGAGGCAACCACAAGAGCGUCCUCACCUUCUACUCA
This is a messenger RNA of Coregonus sp. 'balchen', 21043 nucleotides long. Lineage: Eukaryota; Metazoa; Chordata; Actinopteri; Salmoniformes; Salmonidae. The record is from the annotation of a GenBank genome assembly.